AUGAAGGAUAACGAAACAGUUUAUGAAUGUUUUGCAAGAACUUUGGCUAUUGCAAACAAGAUGACUGCUCAAGGUGAGAAGAUGGAGCAAACCACCAUUGUUGAGAAGGUGUUGAGGUCUAUGACCAUAAAAUUCAAUUAUGUGGUGUGCAUGAUAGAAGAAUCGAAUGAUGUCACAUCCUUGUCCAUUGAUGAGCUACAAAGUAGUCUCUUGGUGCAUGAGCAAAUGAUGAAGAUCACUCAAGAAAAUGAGGAUGGACAUGUGUUAAAGAUUGUAAGAAAUGGUUGUGGUGGUAUCAACAGUCACGGUAAGGGACAUGGUGGCUUUCGUGGUCGUGGCAGAGGAAGACUGGGCAAAGAUUAUAUCUAA
Lathyrus oleraceus (garden pea) is the source of this 369-nucleotide messenger RNA. RefSeq lists its product as uncharacterized. The record is from RefSeq and is a predicted model, not a curated record. The coding region runs from base 1 to 369 and encodes 122 amino acids. Lineage: Eukaryota; Viridiplantae; Streptophyta; Magnoliopsida; Fabales; Fabaceae. The transcript has a single exon.